Drosophila arizonae is the source of this 635-nucleotide messenger RNA. RefSeq names its product six-banded (gene sba). Gene Ontology annotation, molecular function: chromatin binding; DNA binding. NCBI's taxonomy places the organism in Eukaryota, Metazoa, Arthropoda, Insecta, Diptera, Drosophilidae. The record is from RefSeq and is a predicted model, not a curated record. Gene Ontology annotation, cellular component: nucleus; chromocenter.
AGCAGCAACAGUAGCAGUAGCAAAAUGACAUGGUCGCGUCUCGUUUACACAAUAACUCAAAUUAAUUGAAUAUGUUGGCAAAUGAGCAAAACGAAAAUUACGUUAAAAGCCCACAAAUCAAGCGCUUUUAAACGGCUGCUGUUAUUAACAUGGCAGCCGCAUCCGCUGGCCAACAGCUGCAGCAGCAGCAACAGCAGCAGCAACAGCAGCAGCACAAACUGAACAUUGUUGGCAAUGCGGAAUCGGUUGCUGGCGUGCUGCAGGUCAACGAGUUGCAACAGCACCAACAGCAGCAGCUCAACAUGUACAAGCAACAGCAACAGCAGCAAUUGUUGCAGCAACAACAACAACAACAGCAGCAGCAGCAGCAGCAAUUCUAUCAGCAGCAGACAAAAUUUGUAUCGCGGGUCGUUACAAAUGCCGCUAUGCAGCAGCAACAACAACAGCAACAACAUCAGCAGCAGCAGCAACAACAAAUAUUACCAGCUGGUUUGGUAAAUGGUAGCGCCAUGAUGCAAGCCGCAAAUGUUGCCGGGCAGCAACAACAGCAACAAUUGCGCCACAGUCAGCAUAUAUUUGUGUGUCCAGCGAUUGGAUCGCCGAUGCAACAGCAACAGCAACAAGCAAAGCAGCGU